Messenger RNA from Drosophila ficusphila, 2019 nucleotides. RefSeq names its product zinc finger protein 813. The record is from RefSeq and is a predicted model, not a curated record. The coding region runs from base 82 to 1848 and encodes 588 amino acids. The transcript has 2 exons. NCBI's taxonomy places the organism in Eukaryota, Metazoa, Arthropoda, Insecta, Diptera, Drosophilidae.
UAACGCGACAGUUCCCGUCUACGAAUCGUCUCCGCCAAAGGUAACCAAAUCCGAAUCCGAAAUCGGCAACGCCAGCGGUCUAUGAGUGAUUCUCCGGAGUGGCAAAGAAUGGGUUUCAAGCACGCCAUGCUGCAGCGCAGUUACGAUCUCUCCCCAUCGCCGGCGCGAACUUCACCCACAAAUGGAGUUCCAGCUUUGGGUGCCCAGCCACCGGCUCAAGUCACCGACUUUAGUAUCAGUAAAAUCCUGGGAAAGGAACGCAAACCUUCCCAGGAUGCGGGAACUAAUAUACUGGAUCUCUCGAAGAGCAGCGGCAGCAGCAGCGGCAGUAUGAGGAGUCCUCAGCCAGGACUUCCCAUGCCCCAGGCUCCCUAUGGAGGAUACUCCAUGUUGCCGCCAGAUUUGGUGGCCAUGGCCAGUGCCACCAAGUUCUAUGCCCAGUUCUUCCCGCAUCUGCUGCCCGCUUAUGCGGCUGCUGCUGCAGCUGCAGGCUUAAGUACACCACCCACUUCACCCUACCAACAACAGCAUCAGCAGCAGAGUUUGCCAAGCCAACAGAAGAGAUUCUUCGCACCCUAUGUGAUCAAUGGACAGACUCCUCACCAACAACAGCCAGUCCUUCGGCCAAAAAGCACCGCCUGCACUCGACCAGAUUGCCUGGAGUGCCUGGAUUACUACCAAAGAUUGCAGGCCGGUGGCUACAAGCAGGCCACGCCCCUCAUCUCACCCGCCGCCUCUUCCGUGAGCAGUUCCAGUGGCUCCGUGCGACCUGUUAGGGAUCUCCUUAUGAGCGCCGCAGGAGGAGCCGUCGGCACCAACAUCUCACUGACCACCGUCACCAAUCUGAGUCUAAACUCGGUCCAAACCCAGGCCGUCGGAAUGAUGCCAAAAAUGGCCGGAGGAUUGGCUACCACCGCCGUCGGCAGUAAUAGUGGAGUAAUCGGUGGCAUCCCCAACUACAAUCCAACGGCCGCCGAGGAGAUCAGCUACAAGUGCAGGAUUUGCGAGAAGGUCUUCGGGUGCUCCGAAACUCUUCAGGCUCAUGAAAAAACGCACAAGUCUCCACGUUACGAGUGCGCGGACUGCGGAAAAGGCUUUUCCCAGCUGCGGAACUAUAAGUACCACCUUUCCGUUCACCGGGGAACCAAAGAAUUCGCGGCUGAGUGUCCCGAAUGCGGCAAAACGUUCAACGACAAGGGCUAUUUGAGCAGCCACCUGAAGAUCCACAGGAACCGAAAGGAGUAUGAAUGCCCAUAUUGCCCUAAAUCAUUCAACCAACGUGUUGCCUUCAACAUGCACGUACGGAUUCACACGGGAGUUAAACCACACAAAUGCAAUGAGUGCGGCAAGAGAUUCUCGCGGAAAAUGCUGCUUAAACAGCACAUGAGAACUCAUAGUGGAGAAAAACCAUAUCAGUGUUCAGUGUGUGGAAAGUCUUUCGCCGAUCGCAGCAAUAUGACCCUGCACCACCGGCUUCAUUCGGGAAUCAAGCCCUUCAGUUGCCCUCUGUGCCCCAAGGCCUUCACCAAGAAGCACCACCUGAAGACGCAUCUCAAUUACCAUACUGGAUGCAAGCCUUACGUGUGUCCACAUCCCAAUUGCAACCAGGCAUUCACCCAGUCGAGCAAUAUGCGGACCCACGCCAAAAAGUGCCAGUAUCGCCCACUUGAUGGAGUCGCCUCCUCUGCACUUCCUGCCCCUGGAAAAGCUCCUCAGCAGGUGCCGCCAACUUCCCUGGCUUUGGCCAUGGCUCCAACAUUCGCGAUGCCUCCACCACCUGGACCGCUACCAACUUUACCACCUCCGCCAGCCCAGCAAACUCUUCUUAGCAAUCUGAGGACAUUCUGAUCGGGGCGAAGUCGAUGCUGAUAGCAAAAUAGAUACAAACCAAAAUUGAAGCUUUUACCAAGCAUAGUUCUUCCAUUAUUUUUUUUAGUUUUAGGUACAUAAAAACCACUAAAAGCUAAAUUUCGUUAAAAAGAAAAGCAAACAUUGAGCAAUAUAAUUAUUAACCGUAUU